AAAACUUAAUAUAAUAAUUAUUUUCUCCCACUUAUUAUUAUUAUUUAUUACGAUGAUAAAAAUCAUAUAAAUAAGUACUCCCAUCCUGAAUUUUAAUUUAAGAGAAAAAAAAAUCUUUUUAAAAAAAAAAAUGAAAAAGGGGACAAUUUUUGUAUCUUUAUUGUUGCUUUUAUUAAGUAUAGUAAGAGCACAAGACGGUGCUCCUACUGCUGGAACGCCUACACCAACAGCUUCGCCCGCACCCAAUGGAAUAGAAACAUGUUUAGAAAUCAGUCAAUGCGGAGAUGAUCAAGCUUGCCGUGCGAAAUGUGCAGGUGUACCAAAUCCUACUGAACAACAAGUUAAUGAUACAAUAGCAUGUAUAGGAAAGUGUAAUCCAGCGGAUCCAAAUUACGCAGCUUGCAGAGAUUCAUGUAUUGAUACUUAUUAUAACCCGAAACCAACAUUUACCUCUUCAACUAUCCCUCCUUCAACUAUCCCUCCUUCAACUAUCCCUCCUUCAACUAUCCCUCCUUCAGUAUCUACCGCAUCCACUUCAGCCGCAUCCUCGAAUAAAGCAUCACCUACUCCAAUUUCUAGUGUUGCCGUUAAAACAACAUCGUUUUCUACAUUGUUGUUAACUUUCAUAAUUUUUAUGACAAGUGUUUGUUUUUCAUUAGAUAAAUAAUAUUUUAUUUAAUAUAAUUCUAGAAUAAAAAUUAUUUAAUUACUUAUUUUGUCAAUCUUCUAAUAAAAUAACAUUUUUAUACUAUAAUUUUAAA
This is a messenger RNA of Rhizophagus irregularis DAOM 181602=DAOM 197198, 761 nucleotides long. RefSeq lists its product as uncharacterized. Lineage: Eukaryota; Fungi; Glomeromycota; Glomeromycetes; Glomerales; Glomeraceae. The record is from RefSeq and is a predicted model, not a curated record.